Molecule: messenger RNA, 1124 nt
Organism: Xenia sp. Carnegie-2017
Lineage: Eukaryota; Metazoa; Cnidaria; Anthozoa; Malacalcyonacea; Xeniidae
Product: isoaspartyl peptidase/L-asparaginase-like
Exons: 7
Coding region: 151-1110 (319 amino acids)
Molecular function (GO): asparaginase activity
Source: RefSeq, a predicted model, not a curated record
AACAAAUACAAGCUUCUUGUCAAGCUCUUUACAACAAAGAAGUCUGUCAAAGUCUGUUGCUUGAUAAAAGAAAUCAAUUUAUAUCGAAAGUUGAACAGAGCUCUUGCACGCGCAUUUUCUGGGGGAGUUCCUUAUAUCGUUUACAGAGGUAUGGCACAGCUUUUGGAAGAGAGCCAUUCUUCAGAUUUUGGUAUUAUUAUCACUGGAGGAGCCUAUAAAAGGUAUAGACAUGUUACAUCAAAAAGGGAUGAGUAUAUCAACACAAUAAAAGAGGCAGCCAAAGCAGGUUAUCGUAUAUUAAAGAAUGGUGGCACUGCUGUUGAAGCUGUUGAAAAGUCUGUUAGUAUUUUAGAGGAUUGUGAGUUAUUCAAGGCAGGUCGUGGAUCGGAAUUGACCGACAAAGGUGAAGUUGAAUGUGAUGCUAUGAUUAUGGACGGACACAACUUAGAAACAGGUGCAGUAAUCUCGGGUCGACAUUUCAAAAAUCCAAUUUGUCUUUCACGAAAAAUUAUGGAAGAAUCACCACAUUGUGCAUUUAGUGGUGAUGGUGCGUUGGAUUAUGCUAAGAGUAUUGGUUUUCCUUAUUGCGACCCGAAGGAAUUGAUAACAAAAGAACAGAUUGAAGAAUGGGAGCUUCAUUAUGACGAAGAACAUUUUACUGAUAGCGAUACUGCAUGUGCUGUUGCAAUUGAUAAAAAUGACAACUUGGCGUGUGCCUUAUCAACAGGAGGUAUAGGCGGGAAACUCAAAGGUCGUGUUGGUGAUGCUGCAUUAGUUGGUUGUGGUGGAUAUGCAAAUAAAAAAGGAGCAGCUGUAACAUUUGGUCGCGGAGAGAAGCUGAUAAAAUUAACUCUAGCACGUCAAGUUGUCUUUGAAAUGGAAAAUGGAAAAAGUGCACAGGAAGCGACAGACAAAGCCAUAAUGUUACUGAAAGAUGAGCAGGACGGUUUAGGAGGAGCCAUCGCGAUUGACAAAAAUGGAAAUUUUGGAAAAGCAUUUUCUACUAACCUAAAGGCUUGGGUUGGCAUCCAAGAUAAAAGGUUGAUGGGUGAAUUUGAUAAAAAUGAUGACGAAGGAAAUGUAAAUUUAAAGUUUAACGAAAGAAUUUGAAUUGUUAAAAAACA